AGGUUACCAUAUCAUUACCUGUUAUUUGAAGCCAUGCGAGGCCGUAUUCUUCCGGCUGUAGACGGUUCUACCGUACGCAGUGUCUCUUCGUACGUACAGAUCAACAUCUAUGAUACGACAUUGAAAGAACUCCACACUAGAGGAGUGGACAUCGAGCAAAUUUUACAACGCUCUGGCUGUCGUUCCAUCAUAAUGGACGUACCCAUAAUAUCCGCGGAAUUGAGAAAAGUGACAAAGAAUGGCAGAUGCCGGCCCAGAAAGUUUGGAAGUAAUUCUCCCGUCCUUGGCGCUAAGAGACCCCACUCAGAGUGUAGCUAUGUUGAAAACGAUGCGGUAUCUGUAAACUAUGGUGAGAAUACGCGCAGAUCAGUGGUACAAACUCAGUCGGAGGAGGAGUCUAUGGACUGCAGAGAAAAUCUCCAUUCAACAUCUACGAAUGCUGAUAAUCGUGGCCCUCUUACGUCCACACCUGUCCUAAGCAAGCACAAUUACAACGACUUUUUCAACAUUGACAUUUCUACGGUUGUACCCGAUGCCUCUUUCAAAUAUGAGCUCCCGACGAAACCCGUGGAUCCAUGCGUUUAUACGAAUACAGACAACUACUACGAACCGUUACUUGUCAAAGAAGAACCAUAUACGAAUGAGAUUCUCAAUCAAUUUUCAAGGCCAAUCGGGAGUUUUGAGGCAGUCAAACAGCCUGAAACUGAGAACGUUCAUGAAGUCAACGUAUUACUUGAUCGAACUCUCCAUAACAAUGGCUUCGAAGUGGAGGACACAGGAUUCCAGUACGAUGCUAACGAAGCUACCGGCAAUGGGAGAUUGUAUGAUAACAUAGCGAAGCUUGGAAAUGUUGAAAGCCACAGAGAGCCACAAUUGAGCAAGAAAUCACCAAUGACACAGCACAAAGUUAUCCUUGACUUGGACACGCACAAGGCUGUGACUGAUCAUGUCGUGGCUGAUGAGAAACUGACGAGCAGCGCUCGAUCUUUUGGCAGUGGCUUUCACGCGAGUUCAUUUCCGCAUGCCAACGCUUGCAAAAACUCUGGAUGCCAAAAUACUAUCGAUCCUAAGGAGUGUUUAGAAACUCAAAACGACUCAAAACAUAAUUCAACAAUCACAGACAAGUUGUGUGAAGAAGAACGAACAAUUAAGUGCCAGAUCCCGAUGUGUCACAAAACCUUGGUUUACCGUCGAAAAUACGGCAAAAGUCGUCUUGUUGAACAUGUUCGAACACACUGGGAAAGACCAGUGAAGAAGUGUAAAUUGUGCGACUUCAAAGCUUCGUCGGCUAGAAAGGUAAAUUACCAUCACAAAUUUUCACAUCCAAACCAACCUUUCACGGGAUCCGUGUCAUUGGAGUCUAAAGAGGAUUUGGACGAACUCUUAGUACUGUGGCAACGAUGUUUUCCAGGCCACAAAUAUGAAUUUCCAAAACAACAUGUAACCGUUAGCAUUAAUGGGCAGCGCAGUGAAUGUAAACCAUUGUGAGGUGCUGCUAAUUUGACAACAAUUUAUUGGCUUUUGAUGUGAAAUCUAAUUGGAAGCGAUGAAAAUGUAGUAAGCAGAUCCUUCUUUUCGGUCAUUAUGUGCGAUUGUGUUACUCAUACUCUGAUCUCUAUCGAGUUUGUUAUGCGAAUGUUUGCUGUGUGUUUUGGCGAACAUGAUAUCCAAUCAAGC
This is a messenger RNA of Cylicocyclus nassatus, 1677 nucleotides long. NCBI's taxonomy places the organism in Eukaryota, Metazoa, Nematoda, Chromadorea, Rhabditida, Strongylidae. The record is from the annotation of a GenBank genome assembly.